ACCAGGCCAGGAAGGCCCCGCCCCAGGGGCAGGCUUUGUUGGAUAUUGCAUAAAGGCAGGGCACCAAGCAGAACUGGACAGCCAGGAAGAAGAGCACUUGGCCAGGCCUCAGGAUGGAUUCCCUGGAGGCCACGCUGAGGCAGCUGAGGGAGGCCUUCAACACCGGUCGGACACGGCCGGCUGAGUUCCGGGUGGCACAGCUGCAGAGCCUGGGCCGCUUCCUGCGGGACAACAGACAGCUGCUGCAGGAUGCGCUGGCAGAGGACCUGCGAAAGUCAGUUUUUGAGUCAGAGGUGUCUGAGAUUGCCAUCAGCCAGGCUGAGGUGGACCUGGCCCUCAGGAGCCUGCGGUCCUGGAUGAAGGACAAAAGAGUUCGCAAGAACCUGGCCACACAGCUGGACUCAGCCUUCAUUCGGAAGGAGCCCCUUGGACUGGUGCUCAUCAUCGCUCCCUGGAAUUACCCUCUGAACCUGAUGCUGGUGCCACUGGUGGGGGCCAUUGCCGCAGGGAACUGUGUGGUGCUCAAGCCGUCAGAGGCCAGCAAGAGCAUCGAGAAGGUCCUGGCCGAAGUCCUGCCCCGCUACUUGGACCAGAGCUGCUUUGCUGUGGUGCUGGGUGGGCCUCAGGAGACGGGGCAGCUGCUAGAACACAGAUUCGACUACAUCUUCUUCACAGGGAACCCUCAAGUAGGCAAGAUCGUCAUGGCCGCGGCUGCCAAACACCUGACACCCAUCACCCUGGAGCUGGGGGGCAAGAACCCCUGCUACGUGGAUGACAAUUGUGACCCCCAGACCGUGGCCAACCGUGUGGCCUGGUUCCGAUACUUCAAUGCCGGCCAGACCUGCGUGGCCCCCGAUUACAUCCUGUGCAGCCAGGAGAUGCAGGAGAGGCUGCUGCCUGCCCUCCAGAGCGCCAUCUUGCGUUUCUAUGGCGACGACCCCAAGACCUCCCCCAACUUGGGCCGCGUCAUCAACCAGAAACAUUUCAAGCGACUCCAGGGAUUGCUGGACUGUGGCCGUGUGGCCAUUGGUGGCCAGAGUGAUGAAAGUGACCUCUAUAUUGCGCCCACGGUGCUGGUGGACGUACAGGAGAUGGAGCCGGUGAUGCAGGAGGAGAUCUUCGGGCCCAUCCUGCCCCUGCUGACUGUGAGGAGCCUAGAUGAGGCCAUCGACUUCAUCAACCGGCGGGAAAAACCACUGGCGCUGUACGCCUUCUCCAAGAGAAGCCAGGUGGUCAAAGAGGUGCUGGCCCGGACCAGCAGUGGAGGCUUCUGUGGCAAUGAUGGCUUCAUGCAUAUGACCCUGUCCAGCCUGCCUUUCGGAGGAGUGGGCAACAGCGGGAUGGGCAGUUACCACGGCAAGUUCUCCUUUGACACCUUCUCCCACCACCGUGCCUGCCUGCUGCGCAGCCCCAGGAUGGAGAAGAUCAACGACCUCCGCUACCCGCCCUACUCACCACGAAACCUCAGGGUGCUGCGGGUGGCCAUGGAGGAGCGCUGCUGCAGCUGCACGCUGCUCUGAGUAUGGGUGCUGGGGCUCAGGGCACCCUCCCCAGGCCACAGCUGCUGGGGCCCAAGCCUGGGAUUCAGAGCCCAGGCCACAGACCAGUUUGCUUAACCCAGACAGGUGUGGCCCUCCUCCUUCUGGGGCUUCCGUGUGUGGGCCUCCGACUGCCCUGAAUGAGAUAGGCUUAGAGUGGGAAAGUGGAAAGUGGUGCAGUGGCCUGUGCCCUGAGCCAGCUUUGGUGUCCCUAGGAGAAAACAGUGCACUUCUGAGCUACCCAACCCCUUGAGGAGGGUGUAGCCGGAGAGCUGUGACACCUGGCCCAAGUCACAUCCUGUGACUGUGUCCUUGGACCUGUUUCCCAUCUGCACAGUGGAGAUGACUGAUACUGGAUUCCUCCUGAGAACGAAGGGAAUAUUAAACUAAGAGUACUGACCCUG
Messenger RNA from Nannospalax galili (Upper Galilee mountains blind mole rat), 1942 nucleotides. RefSeq names its product aldehyde dehydrogenase 3 family member B1 (gene Aldh3b1). The record is from RefSeq and is a predicted model, not a curated record. The transcript has 10 exons. Gene Ontology annotation, biological process: aldehyde metabolic process. Gene Ontology annotation, molecular function: aldehyde dehydrogenase (NAD+) activity. Bases 114 to 1520 code for a protein of 468 amino acids. Gene Ontology annotation, cellular component: cytoplasm. Lineage: Eukaryota; Metazoa; Chordata; Mammalia; Rodentia; Spalacidae.